AUGGUGUUUCCAGAUAUCUCGGCUGAUGUUGUCGAUGAUGCACCACCAUCUGAAGUGGUGGUGCCCUCUCGAGCUAAGAACCAAUCUACUUUUCCGAUUGAACCAUCUCUAGCGGCUAGGGAAAAAUCCAAGUCUGUUUCAUCUUCUUCCAAAGCUAUUGCUGCUGGGUUACUCAAGUUGCCCAUGAAGCCAAGCCGGUCCAAGAAGAACACUUUGGCUCCAAAAAGAAAGUUGGUGUUGGGCUCUUCUUCAUCCCCCUUGACUGCUGCCAAGAAAAGAUUGAAGGCUCAUCCCCCUUCUCCGUCUUCCUCUAAAUCUGAACCUGAGGAAGAGAAAUCUGAGUCUGAAGAAGUCCAUGAUACCACCAUAUCUGAUGAAUCUGUUUCUGACAAUGCUGAAUCAAAGGCUGAGUCUGGUGAGCCAGAACAAGAAGACGUUGUCCUUACUGAACAAGAAGGUGAAUCUGACACAGAGCUAGUUGCAACUCCAUUGUCGUCCAAGGCUAAAGGCAAGAGACCAAUCUCUGAUUCUGCACCAUCUCAAGGACUCUCAGGUGUUAAUUUCAAACCUCAUUCUCCUACAUUUUGUUAUAAUGACAAUGCUCGUGAUACGGUUCUCUAUGCUCAAAGUAAAUUUCUCAUUGAGAAAAAUUAUGUCUUGAGUGAUCAUCGUCCUUAUGGUGUGUUAACUAUGCUUCAAGAUCGAAAAUGGAUAGGUUCUUUGGUUAAAUUUACUGGUUUUGUGGAUCGAAUAGUCAAGGAAUUCUAUGUAAAUAUUACUGAUGAAAUUAUUGAACAUAAAUCUCCUUUGUAUUGUAAAGUGUAUGUUAGGGGUCAUUGGUUCUCUUUUUCUCCACAAGAUAUUGCAAAGGCUUUGCAUCUUCCUCUUGAUGAUGAGGAUGAUGAUGAUCUUGACUCUCUUGACAAGGAUGAGGUCAUCAUUGAACUAGUGGGACAAAAAAUGGUAUGGCCACCUAAUAUAGUCAUCUCGGUUACCAAUCUCAUCUACACUUAUGUUGUUCUUCAUAAGUUUUCCACAACGAAUUGGAAACUGACUUCUCAUACCGCAACAAUCUCAUUUGACAUGGCUUCCUUUUUGUACAAAGUGGGGACCAGAAUUGGUGUAGACUUGGCUAUGUUUAUCUAUGAUCAAAUCCUUGGAUUUCGAAAAGGUAAUAAGAGAAACUUGAAUCUUUCUUUUCCUCAAGUUAUUUAUAAAGUGUUGAGUAUGCAGAAAAAAGAUCUCAAGCAAGAUCGAGAAGAUUUGGUGGCUCCCACUACUAUUGCUUCCUACAAAGCAUCUGCUCCAACUACUGAAGUUGUUGAUGCUCCAUCAUCCAAGAAAGCCAAGCCUCAAUCCCUGAAUUUUGCCUUGAAUGACAUUCCUCCUGAAUCGUCUUCUAUUCUCACAGAUUCAGGAACUGUUGCUGCAGAACUAGCUAUUGUUCGAGCCUCUCUUGAUUCAUUGACUGCUCAAGUGAUGACAUUUGAAGGACUGCAACGUUCUGUUUUGGAUGCUGUUAAAGCUUUGUCCAAGGAUCCAGCGAUUUAG
Humulus lupulus (European hop) is the source of this 1551-nucleotide messenger RNA. RefSeq lists its product as uncharacterized. The coding region runs from base 1 to 1551 and encodes 516 amino acids. The record is from RefSeq and is a predicted model, not a curated record. The transcript has a single exon. Lineage: Eukaryota; Viridiplantae; Streptophyta; Magnoliopsida; Rosales; Cannabaceae.